Carassius carassius (crucian carp) is the source of this 2007-nucleotide messenger RNA. Its product is annotated as GTPase IMAP family member 4-like. The transcript is spliced from 4 exons. The record is from RefSeq and is a predicted model, not a curated record. NCBI's taxonomy places the organism in Eukaryota, Metazoa, Chordata, Actinopteri, Cypriniformes, Cyprinidae. Bases 954 to 1937 code for a protein of 327 amino acids. Gene Ontology annotation, molecular function: GTP binding.
AACAGCUGACUGUAACAUUCUUUGUUUGUCACAUUUUCUAUGAUUGCAAUGCAUAAGAAAUGAAGGAAAAUGGAACAAGGUAAGGUUCAGUUUGGUAAGAUGAUAAAUAUCUUUUGUUUUUUGAUAAAUACAAAUACAUUCUUUACUAUAAAAGUUGGCUGUUGGAAUACAAUAAUUACAUAGUCAUUUUACAUAUAUUUCAUAUUUUAAAACGAGGUUGUAGUUUGAUUUUCCAAUAUCAUCAUGUUUCAUUUCUGACAGAAAUAAGAGCUGUUGUUCUGGGGUGGCAGAAAUUUGACAAAGCGUCAGUGAUAAACAGCAUUUUAGGUGAUAAAGUUGAGCCAGAUAAAUACUUUGUGAAAUCUGUGAGGAAAGAUGGUGAAGUGAACGGAAGGAAGAUAUCUCUGAUUAAUACUCCAUGUUGGUGGGAGAAUUAUGAUUUGCAAGACUCACCAGAGGUUGUUAAACAAGAGCUGGUUUGCAGUGUUUUCCUGUGUGAACCAGGACCUCACGUCUUUCUGCUGGUCAUUAAUCUCAGUUUGCCUUUUACUGAAGAAAACAGACUCACCAUCGAGAAGCACCUUAGUCUCUUUGGUGAGAAAAUCUGGAGACACACAAUAGUGUUGCUUACACAAAGAGAUUCAGCGAGGAGCACAGAUCUUCAGCAGAUCAUACAGAGAUGUGGAGAAAGAUAUCAUGUCUUUGAUUUUGAAAAUAAAAGUGUUGGAGUCAAAGAUCUACUUGACAAGAUUGAUGAUGUUGUGGCAGCAAACAAUGCAAAGCAUUUUGAAACACAUGAUGAUGUGCUGCUUGACAUUCAGAGAAAGAGGGAUGAAAAUGAAAGAAGAGCAAAAGCCAGACAAGAAAAAGUUCAGGACAAAGGAGACCUACUGAAAGAAAUAAACGCUGUGGCUCCGCUUUCAGAAGUAAGAAUUGUUCUGCUGGGUUGGAUAAUGUCUGGAAAGAGUUCAACUGGAAACACCAUCUUCAAUCAUGAAAUAUUUCUGAUACGAAGAACUCAAAGGUGUACAAGUCACACUGGUGUCGUGAAUGGCAGAUCAGUAACUGUGUUGGACACUCCAGGCUGGUGGAAGUAUUUCUCAUGUAAAGUCAACCCAGAAAAUGCACGGGCUUCAAUCUUGGAGAGUGUAGGCCAGUCACGACAUAUGCAGUUCCCUCACGCCAUGAUCUUGGUGGUUCCUAUUGAUACUUCAUUCAAGAAUGAACAGAAAAAAAUUAUUACAGAGUAUAUGGUCACUUUUGGAGAAGAUGUCUGGAGACACACCAUAGUUCUGUUCACGUGGGGCGACAGAUUUCCAGACAUCUCAAUCGAGCAGCACAUUGAGAGUGAAGGUGAUGCUCUUCAGUGGCUGAUUCAGAAAUGCAGGAACAGAUAUCAGGUCUUUGACAACACAAACAAGAAUAACCGAGAUCAAGUCACAGAGCUGCUCCAGAAGAUUGAUGAGAUGGUGGCAGAAAACAGUCUGUUCUCCCUCAACCCUCAAUGUGCGGCAGAAGAAAACAUUCAUGACGCUGACACACAACAAGAUGAGGACAUAAGUCUGGAUGCUGACCGUGUGCUGAAGUUACUACAGCAGGAGCUUAACAACAGGUUUAAGGAGAUCAAAAGUCGACUAAAACACUUAGGGAUGGAUUUCACUGGAUGUACAGAGACCAGAAGUCGCCGUAGCAUUUCAGACCCUCUAGACUUCUCAGCUGAUGAGAAACUCAAGGAAAAGAUGAGGACAGAAGGAAGCAGAUGGGAAGCAACUUUAAUGGACACGUUCUUGAACAACCAGAAUCCUGAACCAUUGUCCGAUUUACGUGAGAAGGUGUUAGUGUGGCUUCAGAUAUGUGAUGAAUACAGCUCAACUGGAUAUAAAACAAGCUCCAACAUCAGCAAUCUAGAAGAUCCAGAGCCCAGAGACAAGACAUGAGAAACAGUUUACAGAAUAAAGCACUCUUUAAACAUGUUUCAUGUGUGUACACUUUAUAACAGAUACAAAC